Molecule: messenger RNA, 555 nt
Organism: Penaeus vannamei (Pacific white shrimp)
Lineage: Eukaryota; Metazoa; Arthropoda; Malacostraca; Decapoda; Penaeidae
Source: RefSeq, a predicted model, not a curated record
AAGGAAUUCUGAAUCGCGAGUACCUAACACAUUUGUGUCUGAACCCUGGUGCCGGAGAAGACAGUAAACAUGUCGAAAGUGUUGAGAUUCUUACAAGAAAACUUCUCGUUGGCAGAGAGAACCCUCGACAGGUUGAUAAGCAGUGUGUUUUCACAUGGGCCUCCCCCCAGUGUAGCUAUGGUGUGUGUGGAGUACGUACCACACCAACAGGCCAUUUCAAUCAGCCAGAGUCCGUUUGAAGACUUGAUUGGUGAUAGCAUCUUGUGGGCUGUGCCCAAGAAUCGCAGAAGUAGAGAGAAGAGGUUGACAAGGAAGUUUGGUUCAGAAACGGGCCACAAAAAAAUGCUGCCAGUAUUGAAAUUGCUCACUUGUAACAACUGUGGCCAUGUUCAUGAACCUGGCCGUCUGUGUCCAAAUUGUUAUGGCAAAAUAAAAGAAGUGACAGAAGCCAUGCAGAAUGCUAUGAAUGCCACUCAGGGACUGAAACCAAUUGAACAUGAUGUGCUUCCAGUCUUCAAAGGGGAAAAAAUUAACACUGAAGAUGGAUUCUUUGAG